AUGGGGGAUGAUCUCGCGAAUAAUCUCAGCACCUCCGCAACUUCGUAUAACUUGGUCGACAAAUACAAUGAGUACAGUAUUCAAAUAAUACGUUGGAUUCUCAAGACGAUUAAUGUGUGGCCGCGCCCUGCCGAUGCCUCAAUCGCCGAGAAGAUCCGUUCCGAUUUCGCCACAUUCACGUGCUACCUCCUGAUAAUUGUCAUCCUGGUUCCGGCCGCUUUGAGUUUGUUCAUCGACGAGCAGGAGUCCUACGAGGUCAGAGUGCAGGCCUUCGGCCCGAUCACCUUCUGGUUCAUAGCGAUUGUGAAUUAUUCGUGCCUCCUGAUCCACGUUGACGACAUACACGACUGUGUGGAGCACGUGAGAGCGGACUGGACGAUCAUCAAGAGAUUCGAGGAUCACAGAGUGAUGCUGAGGAGCGCCAAGAUAGGCCGAUUCAUCGCCGGUUUCUGCGCCGUGUUCAUGCAGGGCGGCAUUUUCACGUACAACAUCGUCCAAGGUUUCACCACGUGUAUCCUACACGUGGAAAAUGGCAGCAUAGUGGUCCGCGCGUUACCCUUUCCCUUUUACAACAAGAUUCUGAACGCGCACUUCAGCCCGGCAUACGAGUUCGUGUUCUUUUUGCAGUGCCUUUCGUCCUUCGUCGUCAAUAGCGUCACGGUGGCUACAUGCGGCCUGAUCGCGGUUUUCGUGAUGCACGCGUGCGGCCAAAUGAAAAUCAUGAUAUCCUGGCUCGAAAAUCUCAUAGAUGACAGAGACGAGGAAAGAACUUCCGUGACGCAAAGGUUCGCAAUAAUCGUGAAUCAUCAUUUGAGAAUCUUGAGUUUUGUAUCCCGUACAGAGAAAAUUAUGAAUAUAAUAUGCCUUAUGGAAUUAAUUGGAUGUACUAUGCAUAUGUGUAUCUUAGGAUAUUAUUGUAUUAUGGACUUUAUUCUAGGCCAACAUCAGAAUAUCGUGACACAUUCAAUGGUAUUAUUUUCGAUUACUUUUAAUAUUUUUAUAUUUUGUUACAUCGGAGAGCUACUUUCUGAUCAGGGCGAACAGAUUGGUAAAUCAGCCUACAUGACAAACUGGUACCUCCUGCCUGGAAAAACAGCUCAAGGAUUCGUUCUGAUAAUUUUAAGAUCCAACGCUACCCUCAAGAUAACUGCCGGAAAGAUUGUUCAGCUCUCAUUUUCCACUUUCAGUGAUGUAAUUAAAUCUGCGGUAGCGUAUUUAAAUCUACUUCGAACUGUACUGGUUACAUAA
Molecule: messenger RNA, 1248 nt
Organism: Wasmannia auropunctata (little fire ant)
Lineage: Eukaryota; Metazoa; Arthropoda; Insecta; Hymenoptera; Formicidae
Product: odorant receptor 82a-like
Exons: 5
Coding region: 1-1248 (415 amino acids)
Biological process (GO): sensory perception of smell; detection of chemical stimulus involved in sensory perception of smell
Cellular component (GO): plasma membrane
Molecular function (GO): olfactory receptor activity; odorant binding
Source: RefSeq, a predicted model, not a curated record